AAUAGACAGUAGCUUGAAGUUAUUAAAGAUGAAACGAACUUAAACCUGUGGUCAUGAUGCACGUAAAUAACGCAGAAUAUUGUGAAGAGAUAAACCUAAAUAACGAAGGGUGUAACUGGAUUGUCGUAGUGGCAACCGUUUUGUUCCAUGAUAUCCCCUCCCAUAUAAUCCCUCGUAAUUUGCAAUAAAAAACCCACACCUUCAUCCACCAAAAUCUACGUUCAUUCAUAUUCCCGUCAUUGACUUCCUUCUUCAUUGGAUCGAUGAGAAUUGGUACAGUUAUGUUUCCGCUACAUCGAUAACUCAAUUGUACCAUCAUCGAUCUGGGUUCAAAUUCAAGAAAUGGAAGUUCAGCGCAUGAGGGAAUUAUUGGAACUUUGGUCCUCCUUCAAAACCACCAGAAUUGCCCUUGUCGGAGGAAACCACACUGCUGCUAGAUUCUGCACUCGCUAAUACACCUUUUUGCCUCUCCCUCUCUCUUUCUCUCCCCCGUCUUUUUUCUUCAUUUCCCUGAACACGAGUUAACUUUCUAUACCUUAUUAUUCUCUUGCCUACCAUCAUGAAUUCCAGACGUUAUGGCUUCCUACUUCUUGCAUUCUUCACACUCGCUUCCUUUGUAUUCAUAAUGAGAUCACCUUUGCUUGAAAAAAUCUCCCGUGCCAACACCGACGAGGUUCUGUCACUUAUACUCCACCAAUUAACGCAUCAUGCGCUCUUGAAGCAACCACAGCAGAAAGCGGUUAACGAAGCUGAGACCCUCGUUCCGGCUGCACCGAGAAAGAUGUGUGGUUACCCGAGCGACGCGAAGAAAGCGGCGCUGCAGAAACUGGAGGACGUGCUUCUUGAGCCGCCAAGAGCGGCUUCUAUGAAGUCGCGGAAGUACUCGAAGCGGACGAGGUUCUUGCCGGAUCUGAUGGGUGACUCGUUGGUGAGCUACCCUCGGCGCGUUUUCAUCGACGUUGAGUUGUCGGGGAAAGAGGGAGGAAGUGGAAGAAAGUGGUUUACGGAAAACUACCCGACGAGGAACAUGCCGUUCGAGAUGUACGAUGUGAAGACGGUGGCGCAGGAAGUGCAGCAGAAUGAGGAGAUAGGGAUGUCGGAUUGGCUGAGGAAGAAUGUGAAGGAGGAAGAGUUUGUGGUGAUGAAAGCUGAGGCUGAAGUUGUGGAGGAUAUGGUGAAGAGCAAUUCCAUUGGGUUAGUGGAUGAGCUUUUCUUGGAAUGCAAACCCAACCUUGGGAGAAACAAAGGAGGAGAUACUUCUAGAAGAGCCUAUUGGGAGUGUUUGGCCUUGUAUGGACAGUUAAGGGAUGAAGGUGUCGCAGUGCACCAAUGGUGGGGUUAGGGCAUAAACACAAAACUUCUUAUUAGGGUUUCUGUCAUUAUUAUUUUAUUUAAGCCUUCUUUCAGAAAAAAAGGUUUUGUUAAAUAAUAAUACUUAAGGAGCCACAGAUUCUACAGUGGACCAAUUUACCCUUAAGUAAUUAAGUAAGGAAGGAUCGCAUACCUACCAGUAAAUUAUACAGAAAAAGGUUUACUGACCGAUCCACAUCUUUCUUCCAUUUUUG
Molecule: messenger RNA, 1565 nt
Organism: Vigna radiata var. radiata (mung bean)
Lineage: Eukaryota; Viridiplantae; Streptophyta; Magnoliopsida; Fabales; Fabaceae
Exons: 1
Coding region: 560-1342 (260 amino acids)
Source: RefSeq, a predicted model, not a curated record